AUGGCUCUAAAACAGAAGGGCAUUGAUGACCAUUUUGUUGCCCUGAUUAAAAUUCUUUAUGAUAAUCUUACUACCCAGAUAGAUCUGAAGAAUGAGCAGUUGGACCCCUUCAAGUUCUGGCUUGGAGUGAAGCAAGAUGCCGUCUCCUUUCCGUCACAGAAAAGGCUCGCCAGGUACAUUCCGGUUGAUACAGGUGGCAUCUGUGGUGGGACAGAGGGAACAAGAAUGAAUGCCAGGGACGUGCAGAUCUCAACCAGAUUAGAUAAUACGUGCAAGGUUUUACACUUGGAUCAGGGCAAUCCUCAGUAUCAUUACAGAAUGGGCGAUGAGGGCAGCCCUGCAGAGGCAGACUUGGGGAUGCUGGUGGAUGAAAAAUUGGACAUGAGACGGCGAUAUGCACUUGCAGUCCAGAAAGCCAAUUGUACCCUGAGCUGCAUAAAAGGAAGUGUGGCCAGCAGUUCAAGGGAGAUGAAGUCAAGUUCUGACUUGGAACCAACACCACUUACAGCUCUCCGUGGCAAAAAUGCUGUGUCAGUAAGCGUUGAACACAAAUUGCAGAAAAACAGGCAUCGGUGCUCCCCUGAUGAACCCAUGGCCAUCUUACAUGUGCUUAUCCUCCAAAGCUCAUCCUGCUGGUCAGAAGAACUAGAGGAAAGCAUUCAGGUUGGGGAACUUUUCUUUGUCAUUGUUCUUAACACAGUAAAUAUUCCAAAUGUAUCCCCUUAUACUAGCAAUAAAUAUCAGUGUAUCAUGUAUGGUACAAAGUACCAGGGAGUAAUAGCAAAUCUAAUAGGUGCUGCUAUUCUGGGCUGGUUCUUAAUGAUCCAUUCUUCAAUUGCUGGUAAUAUCCAUGGAUCAAGACCCUUUGGAAAACUGCAGUUUUUUGAUGGGGAUAACUAAUGUAAGGGCAUCGGCUGGUACCUGGAAUUUUUCCACAUUCCAGUCAGUGCAACAAGUCAUUUCUUCUUUGAGAAAAAUGCCAAUUAUUUCUAUUCUGAGAAAGCUCCCAAACGAGCACCUUCUCUGGCCCCCAAGGCCAAGAUUAUCACUGUUCUCGCUGAUCCAUCAGAUCAGGCGUACUCCUGGUAUCAGCACCAGGCUGUGCUUGAGGAUCCAGCAGCCCUGAAACACACCUUCCCUGAAGUGGUCACAGCGGGACCGCACAGCCCAGGGGAGAUACAGAUCCUGCAGAAGGGAUGCCUUGAGCCUGGGUGGUACAGUACUCACAUAGGAAGAUGGUUAUCUUAUAUUAUUUUCUUUUUACAGCUAUUAAUUAUAGAUGGGCAGCAACUGAGAAAUGGUGCAACUGUAGAAAUGGAUGAAGUUCAAAAGUUUGUUGGAAUUUCUCUGCGUUGUAAUUAUUCUGAUGUCUUCACAUUUGACCAUGAGAAGGGGUUUUGGUGUCAGCUGCUAGAAGAAGAAAAGACUACGUGCACAGAAGAGUGUGAAAACCAAAAAUGUGUCCGUGGACCAGGAGGUGGAGUUUCACAGGGCACCUCUGCAUGGACCAGUGCAAUGCUGUGCCAAGAAAUUGGCUCAGGCCCAGAAAGCGGCCGCAACCCCCUUGGCAUCGGCAGGGGCUGUGCCAGUGCCAUGGCCAGCGCUCCUUCUGCAGGAGCUGAAGAGAUGCUGCUCUCUGUUCAGCCACAUCGUGUACCCACGGCGUGCGUGGGCUGCUCCAAAGGAGAUGGAUAA
Molecule: messenger RNA, 1695 nt
Organism: Pygoscelis adeliae (Adelie penguin)
Lineage: Eukaryota; Metazoa; Chordata; Aves; Sphenisciformes; Spheniscidae
Cellular component (GO): Golgi apparatus
Molecular function (GO): heparan sulfate N-sulfotransferase activity; deacetylase activity
Source: RefSeq, a predicted model, not a curated record